UUAUCAAUAGAUUCCCACAGGUACCAUUAAAACCAGUACAAUUCCCAUUAUAACCAUUAAAACCAUUAGAGAUUCUAUUGUUGUUGUUUUCAGGUUAUUAUUACACUGAAGUUUGGAUGUGGAGUCAGGACACACACUCAACCACCCCGGUUUCUUUUUUCUUUUUCUUUUUUUUUCACUCCUCCACUGUUUGAUCUCAGGUUUUUUUGGAGAAAGCGGGGGCAGAUGCUCCCUCCUCCAGCGCGACACAGACCUGAUAUUCAGCAGCUCAGCUCGUCCCCCUCUCCUCUCCUCUCCUCACUUCAGGACACUUUCUCCAGCCCAACACACACACACACACACACACACACACCUCACAUGCCACUGGACAUGAACACACAGGCUGACUGGAUAAUGUUUAGGAUCUGCAGCUUUCUGUGCGUCUGCGUUCUCCUGCUCACAUCCAGCGCCUGCGCUCAGACACACCGGCGACAGUCAUUUCCAUGUGGAGGCAACAUAACGGGAGAUUCAGGAGUUAUCGGUAGCCAGGGUUAUCCGGGAGUGUAUCCUCCAAACACCAAGUGUGUGUGGAGAAUCACAGUCCCGCAAGGCAAAGUAGUGGUCCUCAACUUCCGCUUCCUCGAUCUGGAAAGCGACAACCUGUGCCGCUACGACCACGUGGAUGUUUAUAGCGGGCAUGUGAACGGGCAGCGUCUGGGCCGCUUCUGUGGGACCUUUAGGCCUGGAGCCCUCGUCUCCACGGGGAACAAGAUGCUCAUUCAGAUGGUGUCGGAUGCCAACACCGCCGGCAGUGGCUUCCUGGCAGUGUUCUCCGCCGCUAACCCUCACGAACGAGGAGAUCAGUAUUGCGGAGGGCGGUUGGUGAAGCCAUCGGGAACCUUUAAGACCCCCAACUGGCCAGAAAAAGACUAUCCAGCAGGAGUCACAUGCUCAUGGCACAUAGUCGCACCGAAAAACCAGAUUAUAGAAGUGAAAUUCGAGAAGUUCGACGUUGAAAGAGACAACUACUGCCGCUACGACUACGUCGCCAUCUUUAACGGAGGGGAAAUCAACGAUGCUAAGAGGAUCGGGAAAUACUGUGGAGACAGCCCACCAGCGCCGGUGUUCUCUGAGGGUAAUCAGCUUCUCAUCCAGUUCCUCUCAGACCUCAGUUUAACAGCGGACGGCUUUAUCGGCCACUACAGAUUCAGGAACAAGAAGAUCCCAACAACAACCAUCGCCCCAACCACGACCACUCAGCCCAUCACCACCAGACUCAUACCGUUGAAGUAUUCAGCAGCGCUCUGUCAGCAGAAAUGCAAGCGAAAAGGAAGUCCCGAGAGCCAUUACUGCUCCAGUAACUUCGCCAUCACAGGGACGAUUAUCACAGCAGUGCCGCGUGGAGGAAGCAUGCACACGACAGUCUCCAUCAUCAACAUCUAUAAAGAAGGAAACCUCGCCAUCCAGCAGGCUGGAAAAACCAUGAGCACUAAAAUCCUUAUCCUGUGCAAGAAAUGUCCUUCUGUCAAAAGAGGCUUGAACUACAUCUUCAUGGGCCAGACGGACGACGAGGGCCGCGGCCUGAUCACUCCACACCACUUCGUCAUGGCCUUCAAGACCAAGAACCAGCGAGCGUUUAACGUGCUGAAGAACAAGCGGUGCUGAUCGCGCUCUUCCCGCCAUCUUAAUCUGUCUGGUCAAAACCCUGAAAGUGAUUUCCUCCAUUAGGCUUUAAAAUAAAUAAAUAAAUAAAUAAAUAAAUUUUUUUAUCAGGACCAAUCAGCAAUCUGUAGGCGGAGAUAAUGGAGAAGUAGUAACGACAAGAAGUGUAUAUAAUAAUAAGGAAGGAAAUCAGAAACGAUGACGGCCGCCCUCCAGUGCCAACGCGGAAGGCGAGACUGAAUCCCGCUUUCCUCCUUUUCACGGACAGCGCGCCCUUAAUGACCGCGCAAUUAAUAAAAACUCCACCCGCCGGGACUAGAACUGCAAAAACUGUCAAAGUUGAAGUUGUAAAGUUGGAGUUUUGUCUCUCACUGCCCUGAAAUCAGUAGCACGUUGACUUGCGGUUGUUGUUUUUUUUUUAAAAAUUUUUAUUUUAAUGUUCAAUACCUACAAAGGUCAAUCUGUAAUAAUGACAAGUAAUUUCUGGUAUAUUUUUUGCAUGUUAAAUAUUCAAGAUAUUCAAAAACCCUUAAGGUUAUCACACGGUAAUUUUCCAGCACGAACAUUAUUAAUUACACCAUGAUCUGUCUAAAUGCUCGAUUCUGAUUGGCUGGAAGGCGUGCGUUCAAGCCGCUUAAUGCACCGGUACAUGCAGUCAGUUUAAUCACCGUUCUAAAUGAAUGCGCUGACGAUAAACAGUUGUAACCAUGGUAACCUCGGUGUGCAUUACACGAUUUUAAUGCACUCUGCUUCGCUUCGGGUGCUUCUUAGCCUCCAUGUCGUGCAUUAAAAUCGUGCAAUGCACACCUAGCCGUGGAUCAUCCCUUACUCAAAGAACGUAAACAAGUCAUGACUAAUAAGAAUGUUACAAAGCCUUGAAAGUCUUGAAGACUUUCCUGCUGUGGAAAAUCUGUGGGAAAAAGUUAUAGCUGUUACAAAGCGCUGACACUGGAGACUCCUUCCGUAAAUGAUAAACCUCACCAUAUCAACAGUUUUUCUUUCUUAAAUAACAACGUGCUUUCUAAUACAAGUGGAAACGUUAUGGACUAUUAGGACGAGCACGAAUCAAGACCGAGCGUAGAUGAAAUCAUUGUUGGGAUAUUUUAUAAACGAUGUGUACAAAAUUGAAUAAUGAUACAGAUACAAAAUAUGUACCAGAAAUGACUUGUAAUUAUCGAAUACCAGGUGCUCAGCGUACCAUCACGUAAAGCGCGGUGCCUAAAUUUUUUGUUCUGGAAAGUUCUGGAUAAAUGACAAAAAAAAAAAAAAAAGCAUUAAGACUUUGCGAUUAAGACUGCUGGUGUAUUGAAAUGUGAAUCCUGGACAGUUCGGCGUCAAGGCUAAAAUAUCUGUAUCCAAGGAAUUUAUUAGCUUGAUGCAAGCCAACAUUCUUCCACUGUGAUUUCUUCAGCAUGCCAUUCAGAUCCAUGUUCUCCACCGUAACAUGCACGUUAAUGCAAGCUUACCGCUACAUUUUUUUCUGUACAGUCUAGAUUAUAGGACGGGAAUUUUUUAUUCUUUUCUUUCUGUAGAUAUCAGAAGUGUGGAGAAAAUCCAAGGUGUUAGUGUUGCAUUUUUCAGCCAGACGAGUGUUUACUAUGUACGUUUGAUUUCCUUCGUUCAACAUGGCUGAAUGUACAAAAUCUGAGGUGCAUAUCAUGUGGUGACUAAAGUGCAAUAAUUUAGUAGCGGGAAAAAAAAAAAAAAAAAAAAAAAAAAAACGGUUUCAUUCCGAACGCAUAUAAAAUCAUCCUGUAGCGCGUGGAGGUGUCGAGCGGAGACGUUUUAUCCGAAACGAAAUUCUCAUUAUGAAAUAUUUUCCUAUGGAACUGAUUCCUGAUAGUGAAUGUUCAUUUAUAAAUGAUUGUUUUGUGACGAUAUAAAAUAAAAAAUAAAAAUAAAUAAAAAAAUCAUGAUCUGUUUUUGUUGCGAACUUCAUACCGUUUUUUCAACACGGUGUCAAAUUUGUAACAGGUUCCCCAAGUGAAUUUUGCUGAAAUGUUAGAACGCUUAAGAUUAGCGUUAGUGGCCAAUCACAUGCUCGUACAUACGAUGUUAAAAAAUCGUGCACGCUUGACAUCGACGAUCUCUCUCUGUCUACAUGAAUUAAUUCUGAUUCUCUUCCAUUGUCCGCCAUGCCGUAUUCAACAAGAGGUCGAAUUCUGAGGCAUAAAACUUCCCUUUAAAUGACUGAAUGAUGGUUUUAAUGCAUUGUUGAUUACUUCAAAACAAAAAGCUUAGUUUGGUACGACUGUAUUAUUAGAUAAAGUCUGAUUUAAACUUGAUCCAGGUUAAAUCUUUCUUCUUUUUUGCUUCAAGCCUGUCUGAAUGGUCAGGUUUGUAGGUAUACAAGGCUAUUAAUUUAAUGUAUAAUCCUUUUUAGUGUAUAAAGGACUUGAAGUGGACUGAUCCAUUGC
Ictalurus furcatus (blue catfish) is the source of this 4058-nucleotide messenger RNA. RefSeq names its product procollagen C-endopeptidase enhancer 2b (gene pcolce2b). The record is from RefSeq and is a predicted model, not a curated record. Gene Ontology annotation, molecular function: protein binding. Bases 226 to 1644 code for a protein of 472 amino acids. Lineage: Eukaryota; Metazoa; Chordata; Actinopteri; Siluriformes; Ictaluridae. The transcript is spliced from 9 exons.